CCACGUUCUGUGAACUUCCUAACCCUCCAUUUUUGAGAAGCACGCGCAAAUACGACCGCAUUUUUAAGAAGUUGGCGUCCCCUCUCGUUUCUAGAAGUAUAUUUAGAUUACUUCUUGGUGUUUAUUUACAGUGUCGAGAUUUUUAAGCAGUGAAAAGUUACAUAUUUGGGAAGUGAUGGCUGAUGCAAGUGCAAAAAAUCUCAAAAGGAAAGGUCCAAAUAAUAAAUUUCCUUCAAAGAAAACAAAACUUGAAAAUGGUGGGUUGUCUCCCGCCAACAAAAAGGGUCCCGCGCAAAACAAAAAUAGUUCGGCGCAGAACAAAAAUAGUAAUCAGAAUAAGAAAAAUGCUUCUCCUAAAAAGGUGAAACCUUUUAUUGGUACAGGCCCUAUUAAAAGCAAACCAAAGCAAGAAAAAAAUAACGAUAAAGAAGGAAAGAAAAAACGAAGGUCAAUGUAUGCCGAUCUGAAACUGGCAGCUAACAAAGCCGCUGGUAAAAAUGACUCAGAGGUAUUGAAAGAAAUUAAAGUAAGGAUCGAGACCAUAAGCUCAAGGGGCGAACUUUCGAAAUCGGCAAAGAAGAAGCUUGCAAUACUCAAAACAUUGCAGUCAAUAGUUGAAGGUACCAAAGUAGCCAAGGUAAAUCAGAACCCAAAGCAAAAAAAUAUAAAACCAGAGGCGAAAAACAAAAGCGGUGCUCAAAAAGGGAUAUCAAAGGGUGGUCAGAAAGGAAUAUCAAAGGAUGCUCAAAAAGGGAUAGCAAAGUCCCAACCAGAAGAGGAAGAGCCAGACAAUGAUGAUGAUUCAGCCGAAGAGGAAGAAUCUGAUGAAGAAGGUGCCGCCGAUUCAGGUGAAGACAGCGUGGCUGACGAGGAUGAUUCAGAUGCAGAAGAGGAGGAUGAUGACGAAAAUGACAAUGACGAGGAUGAUGAAGGUGAUGAUGACGAAGAAUCUGAAGAAGAACAACAGCCUCCCCCAAAGGAUGAGCAAAAAUCGCAAACGAAUAAUAGUAACGUCAAAAAAUCCAUACCCCACUUCAAGGGAGACCCUGAACAAAUCGACCAAGCGAAAAAGAAGAAUUCAAGAUUUGUGUUGUUUGUGGGAAAUGUUCCGUACGACGCUACCAAGCAAGAUUUACACGCGCAUUUUAGCAAAGCUGGUGAAAUUGUGCACAUUCGUAUUCCUUUAGGCAAAGAAACUAAAAAACCUAGGGGAUUUUGUUAUGUUGAAGUUAAAGAUGAACAUGCGUACCAGCAAUGCUUGUCAAUGCAUCAUACUCAACUCAAGGGAAGGCGAAUUAAUGUGUUGUAUACGCAAGGCGGCAAGAAAAACUCCGAAUCGAAAAAGAAAAACAUUAAAGUGAAAAAUAUGAAACUUCAUGCCUUGAGGAAACAGGGUAAAUUGGUUGGCAGCGUGAAACAAAAUCAGAAACGAUCAUUCAGGAGAAACAAAAGCAAGGCUGUUAAGGUUGAAAAGGAAUAAUCUUUUAUUAUAUAUUAUAUGUUAUUAACGUUAUGUUAUGCUAUAUACACGUAAACUGUGUGGUUAGACGUUAUCUGUAUAAUAUGCACCAAAUUCUAAUGUUCGGUGAGAACUGCAAUAUUUUGGUUUGUCAAUCAAACUGUUAAAUCUGAUUUCAAUUAU
Cylas formicarius (sweet potato weevil) is the source of this 1642-nucleotide messenger RNA. Its product is annotated as nucleolin-like. The record is from RefSeq and is a predicted model, not a curated record. Gene Ontology annotation, molecular function: RNA binding. The transcript is spliced from 5 exons. Lineage: Eukaryota; Metazoa; Arthropoda; Insecta; Coleoptera; Brentidae. Bases 176 to 1480 code for a protein of 434 amino acids.